GGUCGUUCAUCCGACGUAAGUGGUACUCUAGGUCUUCUUGAGGGCUGCCAAUCAUCCUCCAGCUCUCAUAACUAUACGGUAAACCUAAUCGUCGUGCCCAACCUGCUUUUUUGUCUGGCGUCUGAUCAUGACCUCAUUGCUUUGAGCGUUGGGCAAUUGGUUACCAUUCUUUCUUCUAAUCGUUGACUUGUGCGUUCGUCUGUGCUGAUUUGAAGAGUCACUCGGUUGCCAGCUUGCCGUCUCCUUCUUUCCUCCGCCCUCGCCAUUCUUGUGUUUUCUAAGCUCUAGAAGCUAGUUAACUACCUUAGCCUCCGAGAAGGAAAAAGGGAAUCGGCCCCGAUGGCUCCCCAAGAACCCGCCGUGCCGACGAGACAGUCGACUGUGACCAGCACCGGAAGCGACGAUGCCAUCCCUGACACGGAUCCGAGCACUACCGCCGGCCUCCUCGCCCAAAGGCUUCACGCAUGGAAGCAUGCCGUCGUCUACCUCGAAGAGUACAUGGAAGCGAUCGAGAAGAUCCACAAGGCACAGGCGAAAGAGUAUGAGAGGGCGCUAAAGGCCAUCUCGAAGCCCCUUAAGGAAGGGCAGCACUUCGACCAGAGUCUAGGCGGCAUUGCCGGCUUCUUCGAGAACAUGCGCGUCAAUACCCAGGCUCUCAUCAAUACCAACCUCGAGACCGAAAAGGCGAUCAAGGGCUCGGUCCUCCCGGUCGUGGAGCGCUUGCAUAAGGAGAUCAAGCACAAGGCCAAGGAGCUCGCCCACGGCGCUGAAAAGGGCGCCAAGGAAGUCGACAAGGCGCGCAAUACGACCCAAAAGCACAUCGAGCUCCUCGGCCAGCAUACGGCGUCCUUUGAAGCUACUGGCGGCAAGGCCACGCCGGCCGACGACCCGUACGUCAUCCAGCGCGGUGUCUUGCACCGCCUCGCCAAACAAGUCAUGGAGGAAAACAACCAGCACAACGACCUCGUCGCGGUGCAGAACAACCUCGAGGCCUUUGAGAAGCACAUCGUGCAGGUGCUCCAGCAAGCCAUGGAGGCAUUCAACUCGUACGCGGGCGGACAGGCGCUGAAGGUGCAAGCGCUGUACGCCGACAUGCUGGGCGCGGUGCAGCGGGUGCCGCCGGACUUCGAGUGGAAGGCCUUUGCGCGGCGCUGCGAGGGCACGCUGGCCAACCCUUCGGAGCCGGCGCGCACCGUGGAGGGGAUUCAGUUCCCCAACAUGGACCACCCGUCGACCAAGCCGCUGAUCGAGGGCAGCCUGGAGCGCAAGAGCCGCAACAAGCUGUCUUGGGGCUACAACUCGGCCUACUACGUCGUGACUCCAUCCCGGUUCCUGCACGAGUUCCGCGACAGCGACGUCGUCCGCCGCGACCCGGUCCCCGAGCUGAGCAUCUACCUGCCCGACGCCGUCAUCGGCCUGCCGCACGGCGAAAAGUUCAACAUCAAGGGCAAAGACCGCUCCAAGACCUUCGGCGGCAAGCUCGCGGGGAACUCGGAGCUCGCCUUCAAGGCCCACUCCCCCGCCGAGGCCAUGAAGUGGUUCGAGGUCAUCCGCAACGUGGCCGGCGCGACGGGUCCGCCCGCCGUCGAGUCGCCGGGAAGCGAUACGCAGGUCAAUCCGGUGGAUGCCGCCGCUGCCGCUGCCGUUGCGAAUGGAAGCGGGAACGGGAAUGCGGCGGUGGGGGAGAAGCCAAGACCUGUCGUUGCCGUCCCGGCUCAGCAGGAAACGGGAGUUGUCACCAACACCGAUGUUGUCGCUAGCCCAGUAGCCACUACCGGACUUGCAAGCGCCACUACUGCCUCUCCCGUCAGUGCCAAGGCUUCCCAGCCGGGAUCCAUGGAUAGCAAAGUCAGUACGGACACCAAGCCGUCGAUGCCUGAGCCUGUGGAGUUUUCAGGGAAGAAGGCCUGAUCAAGAGAGGGAGGGUUCUGGCGGGUUUCCUGGAUAUUUGAACGAUUCUUGGAUGGUGAUGAGGUAGUCAAUGCGUGGUCACUUCAUACCCCUUUUUCUUAUUCAUCAUUGGGUAUACGAAGCCAGGGUACUCUGGGAGAAUGCUUUUCCUCGUUAUACUUGUCGGCUGCAGUGGCCGGUUGGUAACCUUUGUGCUCUUUAUUUGUCAUUGAGCAGCAAUACCCCUUACGCUAGUUGAGUUGAGAACAUGAAGUUACGUAUUACAAGUCAGGGGAAGAUUGACUCCAGCCGUCGAAUGAUAGUGGAAAAGGAGGUCUCCCCUGUCUUAUGGGCUAUGACAGCCUGUGUAGGAUCCCUAGUUUUCAGGAAAAUGCGACCUGAAAGCCUUGCCUCUACCCUCUCCGAGGCACACCGCAGCAGCUUGUAUGGUCACAUCAACGAACCGCCAUGGGCGUGCUAUACAAACAAG
Messenger RNA from Canariomyces notabilis, 2380 nucleotides. RefSeq lists its product as uncharacterized. The coding region runs from base 340 to 1911 and encodes 523 amino acids. Lineage: Eukaryota; Fungi; Ascomycota; Sordariomycetes; Sordariales; Chaetomiaceae. The record is from RefSeq and is a predicted model, not a curated record. The transcript has 4 exons.